This is a messenger RNA of Dioszegia hungarica, 1656 nucleotides long. RefSeq names its product RNA polymerase Rpc34 subunit-domain-containing protein. Gene Ontology annotation, cellular component: RNA polymerase III complex. The coding region runs from base 1 to 1656 and encodes 551 amino acids. Lineage: Eukaryota; Fungi; Basidiomycota; Tremellomycetes; Tremellales; Bulleribasidiaceae. The transcript is spliced from 7 exons. Gene Ontology annotation, biological process: transcription by RNA polymerase III. The record is from RefSeq and is a predicted model, not a curated record.
AUGGGGAAAGCACUCUCCCUGACCGACCAGCAGGUCUGGAAGAAGAUCCUCGCGGCCAAGUCGCAGAGUAUGAGCGAGCUACAGCUACAAACGAGCCUGCCAAUGAUCAAGCAGAAGGAGCUGCAGAGCUCCCUCGCCAAUCUCAUCUCGGUGGGGUUGAUGACUGUAUCGAGCAUGCCGAGCGGGGACAAGAUGUUCAAUGCUCAAAAGAGCAAAGCUCGUGAAGAUGUGGUCAGCUUGACGGCGGAACAAAAGCUCGUCAAGCGAGUCAUCGAGGACGCGACUGAUCGCGGAAUAUCCAUGGUCCGGAUACGUCGACUCAUCCCGCAAGAGGUCAUGCCCCCGACGAUGCUACGGAAGAACAUCACAGAGCUUGAGAAGAUUGGGCUCAUCAAGCAAUUCAAGGCUGUUUCUGCUCCGACUACCACGCUCUACCACUCCGCGCAAUACAAGCCCGCGGCGGACCUGACGGGCGGUAUCUGGUACGACGACAACAAGGAGUUUGACGAGGGACUGGUGGAUGUCAUCCGGGACGUCCUGCUUGAGCAUGUCCGGAAGAAGACCUUCAAAGGAUACGGAUCCAAUAAAAACGGCGAAUCCUCGACCGUCAACAACCCCAUCUACCCCGCCGGGCGCACCCCCAGUCUUCCCACCCCCAAACAACUCCUCCAAUUCGUCGACAAGCUCAACAUCGUCCAGGCGCGGCUCGGCGUCAAGGAGAUUAUGGAGGUUAUGCGCGCUUUGGAGCUCGACGGGCUCGUGGAGAUCAUCAAACCCGUCGGAGGGGUCAUGGGCGAUAAUGACAUGUCGGAUGAUGAUGAGCCGGUACGGAAGCGGGCGAAGGGCGGGAAUGGGGAUGCCGGCGGGGUCGGGGAGGACGAGGAUGACGAAAUGGACGAUGAUGAGAAGGACCGGAGAGCCGAGUUGGCUCGCGAUAAGGAAAAACAGAAGGCCAGGGCGCGUAAGAAGAGAGAGAAGGCCAAGGAGCGAGAGCGGGAGAAGGAGAGAAAACGGCGCGAGAAGGAUCGACUUCGAGAAAAGAAGAGGGAAAGAAAACGGAGGAAGAGGGAAAAAAGUCGACAGAAGUCGAAAAAGUCAAAGAACGCCGACUCUGACUCUGAUGCCCCCGACUCCCUCGUGGCGCUCUCCGACGUCGAAGCGGCCGACCGUAAAAAGUCCAAAUCCAAAUCCUCCACCAAAAAGCGCUCCAAAUCCUCCGAUUCUUCAUCUUCCUCUUCGUCCUCCUCCUCUUCCUCGUCCUCAGAGAGCGAUUCCGACGACUCGGUCUCCUCGGUCAAUUCCUCAGAUAUCGACGGUGACGGCCCCGUCAGGCGCGGUCGGCCCGUCAUGGCCGCUGGCGAGUCGAUCCAGCCCGCGGGGUUGCAAAACCUCUCGGACCGCCAGAUUGUGUAUAGGGCGACGAACCGGAUGACGGUACCCCUCGGCCAGACCGAGGUCCCGUGUGGGAAAUGUCCGGUGUUUGACUUUUGUGCGGAAGGGGGACCGGUCAAUGCGGAGGAUUGCGAGUAUUGGGAGGGAUGGUUGGAUGGGGGCAAGGGCGGUGGGUGGGUAGGGGAGGAUAAGGAGGAGGAAAGGAGGGAGUUGGAGGGCGAAUUGGCGCCCGAGGCGGAGGAGUUGCAGAUGGCCGAGGCAUAG